UGACAACCAGGCGGUGCUAAGAAGGCAACAAGAUAGCUUACGUUGUAUAUAUCCCUGACGUCGGCAACUCAGAAAAUAGUCGGCUAAGCAAAGCUUCGGAAAUGGUGGGGACACCGUAGUGCUAAAUCGAGUGCGAAGUAGUAUAAACGGUAUUUUUUCUCCAUCAACAUUCUCCUACAGUUUUCUAUUUCAUCUACCUCGGUACAGUAAACUCUUGAAAGUAACAUCCCUCCAAGUUGUGGCGUAUUAAUGGAGGAGAAGAAGGAAGACGGCGACUCGGAGAUACAGGAACACGGACCCGAGCACUGGUUCUCAAAAUGGGAGCGGCAGUGCUUGGCCGAGGCGGAGCAGCGAGAGCCGAGCGAGGAGGAGGCCGACAACGACCAGGAUAAACUAUGGCAUCUUUUCCAGAACUCCGCCACCGCCGUGGCACAGUUAUACAAAGACCGAGUUUGUCAUCAACAGGGUCUGUCACUGUGGGUGCCAUUUCAGAACGCCGCUACAGCAGUCACCAACCUGUACAAAGAAAGUGCUGAUGCGCAUCAGAGAAGUUUCGACAGAGGCAUCCAGACAGGACACCAGCGGCGUAACAAGGACAUGUUGGCCUGGGUGAAAAAGCGGCGGAGAAACAUCCGCAGGGAAGAUCUGAUCAGCUUCCUGUGCGGCAAAGCGCCGCCGCAUAGAAGCAGCAGGGCCAGCAGCAGGUUGGCCAUGGUGGCUCCCAGCCGGGCUAACUCGCCGGCCGAGACCGGCUCGUCUGUGGAAGCCGACCUCCAGCCCUUCAGGGAGGCCAUAGCACUUCAUGGUUUGAGCGGCGCCAUGGCGAGCAUCAGCGUGCGCUCUGGUGCCCCGGGGUCGCCCACGCACGUGAGCGCAAGCAGUGGCAGCGCCACCGCCGGAGGCGGGGCUUCUUCGGGCUCGGGGGCGCUGUGCCGCAGCAGACGUAACGGCCUGCAGGACGUCGAUCUGAACACUUUCAUCUCGGAGGAGAUGGCGCUGCAUCUGGACUCUACCGGUGCCGCCUCCGCCGGGGGAGGGGCUAGGAAACGAAACUCCGCCCAAUGUAGCGACGUCAUCACGGACUCCCCCACUCACAAACGCAACAGGAUGAUUUGAAGCGCUCGCCUUGUCUCCCUUCCCCAUCACGCCACUUCCCGCCACAAGUGUGUGCAAGCGGCGACGGCCCGGGAUCAAGACACGACCGUGCCCUCUGACCUCACCCACCACCUUAAAAGGAAGUGACCACAUACCACUUCCUGUUACUUUGACGCUUCUUCUACCGCCAGUGUUCAUCAUUUACACGACGUGAUCGCCAAACUCAUUUUGUAGGGGUGUCCCGAUCCCACUUUCACACCCGAUAUCGGUGCCAUGUCAGCAGUAACGGCUUGCGUGGGCGAUACAAGCAGUCUUGCAGCGGGUUUGUGUGCGAUACAAGCAGUCCUGCAGUGUGUUUGUGUAUGAUAUCACAAGCAGUCCUUCAGCGUGUUUACUUGUGUGUGAUAUCAUGUGCGAUACAAGCAGUCCUGUGUGUGUGUGUGUGUGUGUGUGUGUUUGUGUGUGUGUGUGUGUGUGUGUGUGUGUGAGAUAUCAUGUGCGAUAUAAGCUCUCCCACAGCUUGUUUACUUGCGUGUGAUAUCAUAUGCAAUAUAAGCACUCCUGCAGCUUGUUUACUUGCGUGUGAUAUCACAUGCGAUACAAGCAGUCUUGCAGCAUGUUUGUAUGUAAUAUUGUACGCAAUGCAAGCAGCCCUGCAACAUGUUUGUGUGUGAUAUCAUGUGCGAUACAAGCAGUCCUGGAGUGUGAUAUCGUGUGGUAUACAAGCAAUUCUGCAGCUUUUUUACUUGUGCAGUUAACAUCCACAUGUCCUCCAAUAAGCACACAGUUUCUUCUAUGUUAAUCAAGUCACGUACACAUGGCAGCUACACAACAGCUAAGCACAUGUAGUAAUCAUUGACAUCAAGUAUCAAAUAAUUAUAGUUGCAUAUUACUUACACAUACUAAGUCUCCGAGGCGUAUUAAAAAGUAUCCAGUAACAAACGUGUCCGCUUUGUUCAGCUUACUUGGUCAUAAGCUUACCUUCAUGAAUUACUGUGACCACUAUGUGUGGCCAAAACAAUGACGACUCCACUUCACCUUAAAGACAGCAUAAGUCCAUUCCAGAUGGUUAAUAAGUUUUUCAUAUCUACCUUUUUUUUCUCUGACUCAUUUCACUUGGUCAAACCUAUUCUAAUAUUGUACACUAUUAAGUAAUACAAGUAUGUACUUGUAAUUCUGAUAUCGUAUCGCAUUAAUAUCCAAAGUGAAGAAGUUGUAUUGGGACGCCCCUAUUUAUUUGUUGAGCCAUUAUUUCUCAAUAACAUGUUUAAAAGCAGCUGCCCUUUUAUAUGUGACUUUUCUGAGGAGUUGCAAUCAGUUAUUUUGCACUUAACAUUUCAAUCUGCAAAGAAAAAUCGGCUCUUCCGCAGCGCUCUGCUCUUAGCCCCGCCCACUUGGUGGCCGUCACGCCCACAGGCCAAACUGUCCUCCAGCAGGGCCGCCAAGUGCACAAUGUGCUACAAUAAGAAUAUUUAAUAACAAUAUGACGAUUUUGUUCCAAAAGGAAGUAAAACAAGUUGGUUUCCAUUUGAAAGUCAGCUGGUGUCAUCGCUCUGACGUCACCGGCAGCACUUUUUGCUCAAAUUAAAACAAUAUUUAUUUUGCUUUAAUAAAUUAGGUCAGUGUCCCACAAACUACCAGGAAGGAUUUCUCUUUUGUAUAAAGUGUGCCACUUUAGUUUUGAACUGACUUUGCUUUAACUUUCAGCUCGUUUUUCCCCUGCAUGGACGCCCGUCUUUGUUUUGUUGCAAAACCACUAAAAACUGGGAUUACAUUGGCUGUCAACAUGUAACAUGUGGUGUUUUCAUAGGAACUUCCCCAAUCUGCUUUCACUUUCUGUUUGAAAUCAUUGCAACACAUUUGCUGUCAGUUCUGGCGUCACUUUGCUCUGCAACAAUCAUGACUUCAAGGCAAAAAGGAUGUUUCUCGUCAGUCGCAUCAAUAAAAGGGAACGUUUGUGUGGACAAAAGAAACAAAUUUCAUUUUUAGCCCAAUCAUCGUGUUCUAUACAGGCCAACACUAUUAUUAUUAUUAUUAUUAUCAUCAGCUGUUGAUGCAUAACUCAGAAAAGGGUCAACAAUGGCUAAUCGAUAUACUUAACAUUUAAUAGUUGUUAUGAUAUAUGUUGUUCACAUUGUAAAUAUGAAAUUAAACAGUUGCAAACUGAA
This is a messenger RNA of Entelurus aequoreus (snake pipefish), 3263 nucleotides long. RefSeq names its product HUWE1-associated protein modifying stress responses-like. Lineage: Eukaryota; Metazoa; Chordata; Actinopteri; Syngnathiformes; Syngnathidae. The record is from RefSeq and is a predicted model, not a curated record. The transcript has 5 exons. Bases 250 to 1116 code for a protein of 288 amino acids.